AUCAAAAUAAAGGUCAUGUGACACGGAACUGAAGAGCCACCAUCUUGAAAUGAAUCAGAAGAGGAAUUGAUAAAUAAAGGGUGCUAAACCCCCAAAAUUAAUGUAAUUUAUACCAUCAGAUACAAAUAUUGCUUAAAAACGUAAAAUAUCCAUGUCUUCAGGCAAUACGUUACAGAAAGCCAUUGAGCUUGUUACAAAAGCCACAGAAGAAGACAAGAAUAAGAAUUAUGAGGAAGCUCUACGGCUCUAUGAACACUCAGUAGAGUACUUUUUACAUGCUAUGAAAUAUGAGGCACAAAGUGAAAAAGCGAAAGACAGUAUCCGAGCCAAAUGUGCACAAUAUCUAGACAGAGCAGAGAAACUAAAACAAUUCUUGAACAAAAAGUCCAAAAAGCCAGUGGCAGAUGGAGGAGGGUCUAACAACAAAGGAAAAUCAUCAAAGAACAAUGACUCUGACAGUGAUGAAGAAGAUCCAGAUAAAAAGAAGUUUUCAAAUCAGCUGUCAGGUGCCAUUGUGAUGGAAAGACCUAAUGUAAAAUGGGAUGAUGUUGCUGGUUUACACAUGGCUAAAGAAGCACUUAAAGAGGCUGUAAUUCUACCUGUAAAAUUUCCUCAUCUUUUUACUGGUAAAAGAAAACCUUGGAGGGGAAUUUUAUUGUUUGGACCUCCUGGUACAGGAAAGUCCUAUCUUGCAAAAGCUGUGGCAACAGAAGCCAAUAACUCGACCUUCUUUUCGGUUUCAUCAGCUGAUUUAGUGUCAAAAUGGCUGGGAGAAAGUGAAAAAUUGGUAAAGACAUUAUUUGCCUUAGCUCGUGAGAAUAAGCCCAGCAUUAUAUUUAUUGAUGAAGUGGAUGCCCUCUGUGGAUCGCGUAGUGAGAAUGAAUCUGAGUCGGCAAGGAGAAUCAAAACGGAGUUUCUGGUCCAGAUGCAGGGAGUGGGUGUAGACAAUGACGGUGUUCUAGUAUUAGGAGCUACAAACAUACCCUGGGUGCUGGACUCGGCUAUAAGGAGAAGGUUUGAGAAAAGAAUUUAUAUUCCCCUGCCUGAAGCCCCUGCCAGAACAGAGAUGUUUAAGCUUCACCUGGGGAACACCCCUCACAGCCUUAGUGAGGAGGAAUUCCGAGAACUAGGGCGGAGGACAGAGGGGUAUUCUGGAGCUGACAUAUCCAUUGUGGUCAGAGACGCUCUAAUGCAGCCUGUCAGAAAAGUCCAAACAGCUACACAUUUCAGAAAAGUGCGAGGUCCCUCGAGGGAGGAUCCCAAUGUGAUAGUGGAUGACCUACUGACUCCCUGUUCUCCAGGGGCCCCUGGAGCUAUGGAGAUGAACUGGACAGACGUUGAUGGAAAUAAAUUGCUAGAACCCAUUGUAUCCAUGAAUGACAUGUUAAUGUCAUUAGCCACAUCUAAACCUACAGUGAAUGAAGCGGACCUUAAAAAGUUAGAGGAGUUCACUGCUGAUUUUGGACAAGAAGGAUAGCUUUAGGGAUCUCUUUAUCUUUUAUAUCUGGUUUAUUAAUAUACAUGUAUAAGAACUUGUAUGACACUGUGCAAACUUGAAAGAAGAUGGUGUUCUAGGAUACCCCAUCAAAGCACAAAGUAUCUUGUCAAUAUGGAUAUGACUGUGUUGUGUGACCUGCUCAUGUGUAGGAUAUCCUCUUAUAGAAUUCAGUAUCCCUAUAGGCUACUGAUUAGAAAUAAACUGUGAUAGAAGUUGGUACAUGAUGACUUAGUAUGGCUGAGUGAGUGAAAUGAACUUUUUCUGUAUGAAAACCAUCUGUAUAUUUUUUCAGUCUUUGCUUAAGAGGAUGAAAAUGGUGAUGAAUCAUUUUACCUACUUUAUCUGCAAAUUUGAUUCUGACAGUGCGUUUUGUUUUCUCCAUUGUAGUUAUGUAAAUGUGGCAUUAAUUGUCUGUUGACAGUAAUGCAUGAUGCCUUUUGUGUUUUUUAAUAUUCCUUCUUCAUGUCUUUAUGUUGAUGUACAUGUAAUAGUUAAAACAGUGUUUUGAGAGGAUGCAAGACAUAAUUGAAUAGAUGUUAAUAGGAUAUAAAUGCUGUAAAAUAAACUACUAUUAUUAUUAAAGUCAUUAUUGAGA
Saccostrea cuccullata (small rock oyster) is the source of this 2093-nucleotide messenger RNA. RefSeq names its product vacuolar protein sorting-associated protein 4B-like. The record is from RefSeq and is a predicted model, not a curated record. Lineage: Eukaryota; Metazoa; Mollusca; Bivalvia; Ostreida; Ostreidae. Gene Ontology annotation, biological process: endosomal transport; vacuole organization. Bases 152 to 1477 code for a protein of 441 amino acids. Gene Ontology annotation, molecular function: ATP binding; ATP hydrolysis activity. The transcript has 11 exons.